AUGUGUCUUUGGCCAAAGAAUUCUCGAACUCCUCAAUCGAAGAAGAGUUCAACAGCAUCACAUACGACGGCAAGUACAAAUGAAGAACAAGAGAAAGAGAGUGAAGUUGCCGAAAUGGAUUAUGUGACAAGUUCAUUAAUAAAUGCAAAUGAUAUUGAUGUGGGAAGUGGUGAUGAAGAGAAGGAGGGUGUAGAGAGUGAGGAGAAAGAAAAUGAAGAUGAAAAGUGUGUGAGUGAUGAUGAAUGUGGUGGUGAUGAUGAAGACCUGUUCAAUGAAUGUGAUCCAAAUGAUCCAUGGGUUGUACUCACAGAAGGCAGUGAAUAUAAUGAUGAGUCUGAACAGAAGGUGAUUGGAGAAACUCUUGUGAAAGUGAGAAAGUUAAUUGCCACCAUCAAAACGUCGACUGUUCUAUCAGAAUAUAUCAAUACACUGAAAGAAAAAGAUACAUUCAAGGCACUUCGAAACAAGAGUCUCAUAUCCGAUUGUCCUACAAGAUGGAACAGUACCAGUUAUAUGAUCAAUAGUGUGCUCAAACAUAAACUAGAUCUUCAAGAAUUUGCCAAAACCUGCUAUGAACUCAAUUUGCCUAGCAAUCAACGACGAAAACUAUAUGAGCUAGAGAUCAGCGAGAAUGAAUAUACCAUUUUGGAAAUUUUGUCUUCUAUUCUUACACCUUUUCAUCUGACAACUCAAUUGAUGAGUAAGCAAAAAGAUCCAUCUAUGGGUUUAUGCGUUUUCUCUCUGGCAAAAAUCGAAUCCUAUCUCAAGAAUGAUAUAUCGAACGAUGAUGCUGUGAAUUCAUUGAAAUUUGCAUUGUAUGAAAAAUAUAAACAAUAUUUUGCGACUGAUGGAGGACAACGAAUGUGA
This is a messenger RNA of Didymodactylos carnosus, 867 nucleotides long. Lineage: Eukaryota; Metazoa; Rotifera; Eurotatoria; Philodinida; Philodinidae. The record is from the annotation of a GenBank genome assembly.